This is a messenger RNA of Aspergillus steynii IBT 23096, 920 nucleotides long. Its product is annotated as DUF1014 domain protein. The coding region runs from base 1 to 666 and encodes 221 amino acids. The record is from RefSeq and is a predicted model, not a curated record. Gene Ontology annotation, biological process: transcription by RNA polymerase II. Gene Ontology annotation, cellular component: nucleus. The transcript is spliced from 3 exons. Gene Ontology annotation, molecular function: transcription coactivator activity. Lineage: Eukaryota; Fungi; Ascomycota; Eurotiomycetes; Eurotiales; Aspergillaceae.
AUGGCAGGCAAGAAAGGAGCAGGCGAGAACUCCAAGAAGGCCGCCGGCAACGCCCGGAAGGCCGAAGCCGCCGCCGGCAAGAAGGCCGUCGAGGACGCCAAGCGCGCCGCCGAGGAAGACAAGCAGUGGUCGAAGGGCGCGAAGAGCAACGCCAAGAAAGAGGACGCCGAAUCCAAAAAGGCUGAUGCCGCACGCAAGAAGGCCGAGCGCGACGCGCUCCUAGCCGAGGAGGAAGCCUCCCAGCCGGCGAAGGGCAAGGGCGCGAACGCGAAGCAAGCGACGAAGAAGACGCGCGGCCUGGACCUGUCGCAGCUGGACGACACGCCUGCGUCCAAGAAGGGCUCGUCGCUCAACGCCACGGGUAUCGACAACGCGCUGGACGCGCUGAGCCUGACGAAUAAGGACACCUCGAAGAUCGACCGCCACCCGGAGCGUCGGUACAAGGCGGCGUAUGCAGCCUUCGAGGCCCGGCGCAUGCCGGAGGUCGAGGAGGAGCAUCCCGGUCUGCGGAGACAGCAGCGCAUCGAGCUGGUUAAGAAGGAGUUUGAGAAGAGUGAUGAGAACCCGUUCAACCAGGCUCAUGUGGCGUUUGAUGCGACGAGGGAUGAGAUUGCGAAUGUGAGGGAUGCGGAGAGGAAGAAGGUUGAGGCGAGACUGGGGAAAUAAGUGGAUCAGUUCGAUCGAUGAAUCAGGGAGAUUGAUCUAUCCGAUGGGAAGGACCUUCGUGAUGCCGUCAGGUUUGUCCGGAGCCAGGCUGUCAGUCUGUUGAUAUACCCUAUGUGUGUUUGGCUCUUGGACUUUAUUACAGGUGUGAUGUGAUGUGAUAUUUCAUGGGAUUGACGAGGCUACGGCAUAUGACCAGUUUGACGGAGUAAAUAUAGAUUAAGGCAGGUUUCAGACUGUUGUCUGCCUUUCGUGAC